CUUACUUCAAACACAUCAAAGUCUUCUGCUGUUUAGCUUAUUUAUUUUUCACUGUUUUCCAGUUACUUAUUCUUGUUUUAUCUCGCUGCUUCACAUAUUCAAUCCGAUUUAAAGAUGGUUCACUUAGGCCCCAAAAAACCUCAACACAGAAAAGGUUCCAUGAUGGAUGUUCCAAGAGACUUGAUUGAAGAAAUCAAGGUCUUGAAGUCUAUAUUCUCUGUUUCUCCAGCCAAAUUGAGACAAAUCACAGACCACUUCAGAUCUGAACUAGAAAAGGGUUUAUCUGUCAAUGGUGGCAAUAUCCCAAUGAUUCCAACAUGGGUCCUUGAUUAUCCAACCGGCAAGGAAUCUGGAUCAUAUUUAGCAAUUGAUUUAGGUGGCACCAAUCUAAGAGUUGUUCUUGUCAAUUUGUUGGGAAACAGAGAUUUUGAUACCACCCAAUCCAAAUACUCUUUACCAAGAAAAAUUAGAACUGCCACUGCCGAUGAAUUAUUCGAUUUUAUCGCAACCUCAAUCCAAGAGUUUCUUCAUGAACAAUACCCCGAUGGUUGCAAAGAAGAAAUUCCCUUAGGUUUCACCUUCUCUUAUCCUGCUACUCAAUCUGCUAUCAAUACUGGUCUUCUACAAAGAUGGACAAAAGGCUACGAUAUCAAAAAUGUUGAAAAUCAUGACGUUGUACCAAUGUUGCAAAAGGCCCUAAAACAAAAAAAUUUGCCAAUCACUGUUGUAGCUUUAAUCAACGAUACAACUGGUACUCUAGUUGCCUCUCAUUAUACCGAUCCAAAGGCUGAAAUGGGCUUGAUUUUCGGUACAGGCUGCAAUGGUGCUUAUUAUGAAUUAAUCAAAAAUGUUCCAAAAUUACAGAAAGAUCUACCAAAGGAUAUCUCCCCAGACUCUCCAAUUGCAAUUAACUGUGAAUAUGGUGCCUUUGAUAAUGAACAUAAAGUUCUUCCCAGAACUAAAUACGAUAUCAUAAUCGACGAACAAUCCCCAAGACCUGGUCAACAAUCUUUCGAAAAAAUGAUCUCAGGCUAUUACCUUGGUGAAUUAUUAAGAUUAGUCAUGUUAGAUUUACACCAAAAGGGUUUACUCUUUGAAAAUCAGUCCUGCGAUAAACUAAAAAUCCCCUUCCACUUAGAUACUUCAUUCCCUGCAAAAAUUGAAGAAGAUCCUUUUGAAAAUUUAAGUGAUGUCAAAGACUUGAUUUUAGAUGAAUUAAACAUCCAUGCUAACAUAGCUGAAAGAAAGCUAAUUAGAACUUUAGCCGAAUUAAUCGGUACAAGAGCUUCAAGAUUAUCAAUCUGUGCCGUUGCUGCUAUUUAUCAAAAAAGAGGCUUUACCAAAACUGUUCAUGCUGCUGCCGAUGGUUCAGUUUUCAACAAAUAUCCAGAUUUCCAAUCAAGAGCAACUCAAGCUUUAGCUGAUAUCUUUGACUGGAAAAUGCCAAAAGAUCAAUAUCCAAUUGUCUUAGUUCCUGCUGAGGAUGGUUCAGGCGCUGGUGCUGCAAUAAUCGCUGCUCUAACUGAAAACCGUAUAGAAGCUGGUUUAUCAAUUGGUUUAUAAUAUAUUCCUCCAUAUUAAUCAAUCAUAAUAAUCAUCAUAAUCAUAACUAUAAUAAUUACUAAAUAAUUAUUAAUACUUCAUUAUUCUUUUGCUUUAUCAUUGUGUGUGUGUUUAUUUGUUGUUUUUUUUUUCCUUCUUUCAUUUCUUUCAUAUUUCUUUUUCCUUUUUUUAACUUCUAGUCUCGGUUUGUGUUUUUAUAGAAUAGAGUGCUUGUUCAUCCUAAUUUUUAUCUUACUUUUUAUUUUGACAUUUUAUAUUAAUCACUACAUUAACACUAUAUAAGUUAUAUAUAAUCUAAUAAUCACAAUAAAAAAAAAAGAUUUA
This is a messenger RNA of Ascoidea rubescens DSM 1968, 1887 nucleotides long. RefSeq names its product hexokinase 2 (gene HXK2). Gene Ontology annotation, cellular component: mitochondrion; cytosol. The record is from RefSeq and is a predicted model, not a curated record. Gene Ontology annotation, molecular function: ATP binding; mannokinase activity; glucokinase activity. Lineage: Eukaryota; Fungi; Ascomycota; Saccharomycetes; Ascoideales; Ascoideaceae. The coding region runs from base 115 to 1563 and encodes 482 amino acids. Gene Ontology annotation, biological process: intracellular glucose homeostasis; glucose 6-phosphate metabolic process; glycolytic process. The transcript has a single exon.